Messenger RNA from Suillus plorans, 2735 nucleotides. Its product is annotated as OPT oligopeptide transporter protein-domain-containing protein. The coding region runs from base 383 to 2686 and encodes 767 amino acids. Gene Ontology annotation, biological process: transmembrane transport. Gene Ontology annotation, molecular function: oligopeptide transmembrane transporter activity. Lineage: Eukaryota; Fungi; Basidiomycota; Agaricomycetes; Boletales; Suillaceae. The record is from RefSeq and is a predicted model, not a curated record. The transcript is spliced from 23 exons.
CCCAACCCGCUAUGCACAUGCGCCGCCUGGUCCAAUUGGUUCCGUGCAAGAUAACAUAUGUGGUCCGGCUGCCGGUAUUGGUAUUACCGACUCACUCACGGUGCAUGAGCUGGGGCAAUCCUGCCGGAAAGACAUGAAAACGCAAUGCUCUGCUGGUAUGAAGCCAAUUUAGUAGCUGCUCAACGGCACCCUCUUAUCUCUCACACGAGACAUACUCAGGACUCCACGCGUACUACAUGUCCAUACACGGGUCCCAUAGACAUGAUCGUACCGAGCAAUUGGACUUCCGGUUACGAGAAUAGUCGCUUAUCUGCGUUGCAGGUAAAUACAUAUAGUUGUGCUAAAACUUCUCGUGCAGUUUGUGCAGUACUGUCUUGUUACGAUGAGCUUGACCGCUGAAGGAGCGAUCAGCGGGCACGAUGUGCCCAGCGAGAAAGCUCUUAGCACUAGUGACAAAUCGUUCGAUGACAAAGGCGACGUCGAAACUGCAACAGUCGAUGCUGACAGCGAGGAAGGCGUGCUCUCCGAUGAACGUGAUAUUGCUACGCACGUCAUCUCGGUGGACGACGAUCCUUCUCUGAACCCGUGGACAUUCCGUUCCUUCUUUAUUGGUCUUGGUCUCUCAGCCUUUGGUGGAGUACUCGCGGAAAUCUAUUAUUUCAAGCCCCAAACGGUUUUAGUGUCAUUGAUGUUCCUUGCAGUCGUAUCUUAUGUUCUGGGCGUCUUCAUGGAGACUUUUAUUCCUCGCCGCGGAUUCCUGCGCUACCUGAACCCUGGACCAUUCAACAAGAAAGAAAAUGCUUUCAUUGUGAUCAUGGCAAGCGCUUCUGCCAACUCCGCCUUAGGUACCGAAGUUCUUGCUGUCCAGCGAUUGUAUUACAACAUCACGCCCAAUCCCGCUGCUUCGAUUUUCCUGCUCUUCUCUUCUCAACUUCUUGGUUAUGGAAUUGGUGGCAUGAUGAGAGGCAUCCUGUUGUAUCCAUCAAAGAUGUUAUAUCCUACUGUGCUACCAUUGUUGUCCAUGUUCGAUGCUCUCUACGAGGGCGGGAUGGAAGCGCGGAAGAAGCUCAGAGUCUUUUACAUGGUGUUUGCUGCUAUCUUCAUUUGGGAGAUUUUCCCAGAAUGGAUAUUCCCGCUUCUGACCGGGUUCUCCAUCAUCUGUCUUGCAGCUCCGAACAAUGCUGCCGUCUCGCGAGUGUUUGGUGGCAGCAACGGAAACGAGGGUCUGGGACUCCUGUCUAUAUGCUUUGACUGGCAAUAUAUCUCUGGCGGGGUGAACCCUAUGACUAUCCCGCUCAAAGCACAACUCUCGAAUUUCCUGGGCUACAUUCUUUGCAUGGUCGUGUUUUCUGCUGUGUAUUACAAUAACAUCUGGAAGGCCCAGAACUUCCCAUUCCUUUCUCAACUCUUGUUCUAUGAAAACGGAACACAGUACGAUCAAACACUUAUUCUCAAUGCCAACUAUGAAGUCGACCCCACACUCCUCGCUGAACAAGGCCUACCUUACUAUUCCAGCACUUGGAUCGUCUACUUGCUGACCUCAAAUUUGGGUUUGGCGGCCACGUUUACCCAUCUGCUCCUCUGGAACCGGGAUGACUUGCGCUCUGCAUGGAGCUGGAUGACUCCAUCAGGCAUCAAACAAAUGUGGGCGAAUUUUGACUGGAAGUUUUGGAAAGCAGACGGAAUGCGGAAGCAAGACGUCGAUGAUGAAAAUAUCGAUCCCCACUACAAGCAAAUGCUGAAGUACCCCGAUGCUCCCAAUAGCUGGUACUUCGUCGUUUUCCUCGUGUCUUUCAUUGUUUCCCUGGUGGUUAUAUACAAGAGCAAUUCGACUUUGCCAUGGUGGGGCUUCGUUAUCUCGCUCAUGCUGGCGACGAUUUCCAUUCUGUUCUUCGGUGCACUCGGCGCGAUUACAGGAUUUGGACUCAUCAUCCAGCCGUUUAUCCAGAUGAUUGGUGGUUACCUUCACAGCGGGAAGCCAGUGGCAAAUAUGUACUUCGUUCUAUACGGAUACAACACUGUCAGCCAAGCCAACCUACUACUCCGCGACCUCAAGAUAGCUCAGUAUGCAAAGCUGCCACCUCGUGCAGCAUUCACUGCUCAGAUUCUUGGCACGCUGCUUGGCGCCAUCUUGAACUUCUUCAUCAUGAAUUCAAUCAUAGAUAACCAACGUGAAAUCUUGUUGUCUGUCCAAGGAACCAACAUCUGGUCCGGCCAACAACCUCAGCAAUACAACUCUCAGGCAAUUGCGUGGGGUGGACUCAGUCAUGAGCUCUUUUCCGCAGGCCAAAGAUACCAAUGGGUUCCUUGGGCAUACCUAAUUGGACUUUUCAUCCCUGUUCCGUUCUGGGUCAUCCACAGGUACUGGCCAAAACUUCGCGCGGAUUAUCUUUAUACUCCAGUUAUCGCCUACUUUAUCGGAUGGCUUUGUGUUGGAAUCAAUUCCUCCAUUCUUUCUUACUUCGCUGUCGCAUUCUUCUCGCAAUGGUGGCUGCGUACGCGCCACCCUCGCUGGUUUGCUAAAUACAACUACAUUAUCGGAGCUGCCCUUGACGGAGGCACUCAAGUCAUGGUGUUCAUCCUCUCAUUUGCGGUGCAAGGCGCUGGUGGGAACGCUCACAUGUUCCCUGCAUGGUGGGGCGCGAACCAAUCAGGUAAUUAUGACCACUGUGCCCCGUUGAACUGAAAUUAGUGAACAUGGGGUGACGGUGGAGCUUAUCGCACGUAUCAUACAC